AUAAUUUGAUUUCCCCAAGUUUUAUAUUUGGUACACAUUUCCUAUUUAUAACUGCAAUUGCGAUAACUUCAUCGCUUUUUUCUCUCUUUCCUUCUAAUUUGAAUCUGGAGCCGAAUAUAAUCACCAAUCCAUUGUUGCAAUUUUCUUAAGCUGAUCUCACUAAACACCAGACUUUCCCAAAUAGCAGAAAAACCCUAGCUCAGUUCGGAUCUCAUCGUCAUGGGUGACAACACCGAUCCCUUCAUGCGCAACCAAAACGCCGCCGUUCGUGGCAAUACCAAGGGCCAGAACCGCGCUAAUGUUCUUCAGCUCAAACUGAUUGGACAAAGCCAUCCGACUGGUUUAACAGCCAAUUUGUUGAAGCUUUUUGAACCUCGACCUCCAUUGGAGUAUAAACCACCUCCAGAGAAGAGGAAAUGCCCACCAUAUACUGGCAUGGCCCAGUUUGUGAGUCAGUUUGCUGAGCCCGGGGAACCUGAGUAUGCACCCCCUGUACAAAAAGCCGAAACUCCAGCACAAAGGAGGGCUAGAAUUCACAAGUUACGACUAGAGAAGGGUGCAGAGAAGGCUGCUGAGGAGCUUCAGAAAUAUGAUCCAAAUAAUGACCCAAAUAUUUCAGGAGAUCCAUACAAGACAUUGUUCGUUGCUAGGCUUAAUUAUGAGACAACUGAGAGUAGAAUUAAAAGGGAGUUUGAGUCUUAUGGACCAAUAAAACGGGUCCGAUUGAUAACUGAUAAAGCGACGAGUAAACCUAGAGGAUAUGCUUUCAUCGAGUAUAUGCAUACUCGAGACAUGAAAGCUGCAUAUAAGCAAGCUGAUGGACGGAAGCUUGAUGGCAGAAGGGUGCUUGUGGAUGUUGAGCGCGGUAGAACUGUUCCAAAUUGGCGGCCUCGCAGACUAGGUGGUGGACUUGGAACUACACGAGUAGGUGGUGAAGAAGUCAACCAGAGGUAUUCUGGGAGAGAAGUACAGCAAUCAGGAGGAUCAUCUAGAUCUGAGGAGCCACGGGCACGAGAAGAUCGUCAUAUUGAACGGGAGAGGGAGAAAUCUCGUGAACGAGGAAGGGACAGAGAGAGGGAACGGGAGAAAUCUCGUGAGCGUUCCCAUGACAGGCCAAGGGACCGUGAUCAUAGAGAAGAUAGGCACAAUCGAGAUCGUGACAGGGAGAGGGACCGGGAGAGGGAGAGAGAACGUGGACGGGACAGGGAUCGUGACCGGGAUCGUACACGAGAUCGUGAUCGAGGUCGGGAUCGUGGUCGUGAAUAUGAACGCGACCGUGACAGAGACCGUGGUCGCGACCAUGAUCGUGAUCGCACUCGGGAGAGGGAGAGGGAUUAUGAAGUUGGUGAAAAUGAUCGUGGGCGUUCACACGAUAGGGAAUCCGAUUAUGACCGUGUUGAAUCGAAGCAUGAGAGGGAUCGCCGUUCUGAAAGGGACUAUGAGCAUGCUGAACCAGAGGAUGAUCGUGGUUGGUAUGAACAACCUGAACAGGGGCAUGGGCGGCAAGAUACAGAGGAUGAUCAGCGUUAUGAUCACUAUGAACAUCACCGAAGCAGAGGAAAAUAUGAUCACAUGGAUGUUCGAGGUGACCAUGACCGUUACGAGCAAUAUCCUGACCAUGAUCACGAUCGUUAUGAGCGAAUGGACCAGGAUGAUUACCAUUAUGAUCAUGGAACAUCAGAAUCACUUGACAGAGAAAAUGAAUAUCGGCGAUCAGAGAGGUCUCACUCACGGGAGUAUGAUAACUGAAAUUGCAAGUCUGCUGAAAUAUGCUGUUGUGCAUUACUGGUAAGAGGAAUUACGUUAACAGCUAUUGCCCUUUGUCUUUCUGUUUGAUUUGGUAUGAACUUUAUGAAUUGAAUGAAUGAAUUUUGUUGCAUAUUUUGAUCAAAAGCCAGAGUGCUUUCUGGUCUCUGGUUUAGAAAACGUUGGAUUAUUUUAUGUACGAGUUAAUAGGAUUGAAGGAUAUGUGGUUGUUUUUGCUUGUUUGUGUUUCUGAAUCCGAAAUGGAAAGACCUUGGCUUGUGUUCCAGAUUACAAUACCA
Jatropha curcas is the source of this 2045-nucleotide messenger RNA. It is a transcript of the gene U1-70K, whose product is annotated as U1 small nuclear ribonucleoprotein-70K. Gene Ontology annotation, molecular function: mRNA binding; U1 snRNA binding. The record is from RefSeq and is a predicted model, not a curated record. Gene Ontology annotation, cellular component: U1 snRNP; U2-type prespliceosome; precatalytic spliceosome. Lineage: Eukaryota; Viridiplantae; Streptophyta; Magnoliopsida; Malpighiales; Euphorbiaceae. Gene Ontology annotation, biological process: mRNA splicing, via spliceosome.